UAUAGAAAGAUAGCUGGAAAGACUCACUCUUUCACAAAGAUCUUCAUCAAUGCUGCAGUUAGAGAGGAUCUCUCUUGGUUUUCAUCUAUUCUGUCAGAUUCUGUAGGUGUUCAUUUUGUUGACUCAGCUCUCUGGGCUAACUCAGAAGCUGAUAUAAUAUUUUGGAUGGAUGCUAGCUUAAAAAACACAUUAUCAUUCAUUUUUGCAGAAAAUAGUUUUAUAUAUCAGCUCCAUCUACCAUCUAAAGAUAUGAUUGACAUCUUCUUUCUCAAACUUGUUGCUAUUCUUUCAGCCAUCUAUUAUGCAGUAUCUCUAUCCAAACCCCCUUGUCACUUUUUACUUUUCACUGAUAGCCUUGAUUCUAUCACUGCAUUUGAUUCUCUAUCAGUAUCAGAACCUCUUUAUAAUAGACUCUUACUUGGAGCUGCAGGCCUGAUACUCUAUUUAGAAAUUGAUAUUCAUAUUUGA
Molecule: messenger RNA, 468 nt
Organism: Guyanagaster necrorhizus
Lineage: Eukaryota; Fungi; Basidiomycota; Agaricomycetes; Agaricales; Physalacriaceae
Exons: 1
Source: RefSeq, a predicted model, not a curated record